Molecule: messenger RNA, 1401 nt
Organism: Penicillium soppii
Lineage: Eukaryota; Fungi; Ascomycota; Eurotiomycetes; Eurotiales; Aspergillaceae
Product: AAR2 splicing factor family protein
Exons: 1
Coding region: 1-1401 (466 amino acids)
Biological process (GO): spliceosomal tri-snRNP complex assembly
Source: RefSeq, a predicted model, not a curated record
AUGUCGACGCACCAGCCAACGCCAACAAUCCUCCUCCCACACCUCCCGCCAAAGACCCUCGUCGGUAUUGACCUAAUAACCUUCACAUCAACCGCCAACUUCCAUGGAAUACGCGACCUCUCCCCAGGAUGGCACUUCCUCUACACCGGCGCAACAGAAACCCUAUCGCUCCGCAGCGGCGCAUGGUUCUACAUCGGUGACAUCAACACCGCAGGGAAGGGACUGGACGACACUGCGCUCGUCGCGCAAGCUCCGACCAAAAGCCAGGGCACACCAGGGCCGGAGAUCUACAUUUGGAAAUGGAGCGUAGAUACCGAGACACUUGUUUCACUGGGUGAGGAAAGCGAUACAGCUCGUCAGGAAGCUAUGCGCUACAAGGCGAAUCUGGGCGCUGUAUGGCAAAGUGGAGGGCUCUUCAAAUACCGCAGCCGAAUUGCGCCUUCUAUGCUCGUCAAGUCUGCGUCAACUGAAGAAGAUCAAAAAGACAAGGAAGACCAACCCCAGCCCCAAAUCGAAGCGCGGGUCCAGACGGAGGAUGAUGGCGAAACUGAAGAAAGUGGACGGAGGGAUUGGUCUGGGUUGACGAACCGGAUAUCGCCUAGUUUGUUAUCGCGCAUCAUUGGGAGCCCGGAGAUUGACGUUGAUGGUCAUCCACGAUGGCUAUUGACGUCUGCUUCGACGGCCAAUCGUGAUGCGGAUCAUAUUCCCGGCGUUGAUUCACCGGCAGAAACCAACGAGCCGGGGACGGGCGAGGAACCGGAACGAGAAUUUGGGUUCGUUCCAAUUGACCUGAAGCGGACGUGGAGAGAAGGCGCUGUUGGGCGUGAGAGAACGGAAGCCGCUCAGGACCGUUCUUGGGCUCUGGGAGAUCUGAUCGACCGGUACGCGGGAGAGGCUUCUGGGGAGAACCAGCUGCUUGGAGAGUUGCAGUUCACUUUCCUCAUGGUGCUGACUAUGAUGAAUUACUCGUGUCUUCAGCAGUGGAAACGGCUUCUUGAGCUUGUUCUCACAUCCCGGGCGGCAAUCGUGGACAGGGAGGAGUUUGUGAGCGAGGCUCUUCAAAUUUUGUCGUUACAAUUGCAACGAUGUGAUGAUGUUGAGGGUGGGCUGUUUGAAAUCGAUGGCGAUGAGGGUGGUUCUUUCGUCCGCAAUCUGCUCAUGAAGCUUCGUCAGUCGGUCGAUGACCUGUUUGACGAUGAGGCGGGUUCUAUGGUCAAACAGCAACUCGACGAACUUGAAGAAUGGGUGAAAGCGGAAUAUGACUGGGAUCUGCAUCGCGGGUCGGUUGUUCGUCAUGGUAUGCUUCAACUGGAAGACGGCGAAGAGGUUGAGAUGGAUUGGGAUGGAAAUGAUGAAGAGGAGGAGACUGGAGAGUAUGCUCCAGUGAUUGUUGAUAUGUGA